ACCACCUCCACCGCCAGCUAACGCUCACUCUCUCUCUCUCUCUCUCUCCCCAUAACCCCCACUUCACGUUGUUCGUUUCUCUCUCUAAAACACACACACACAAUGUAUAUUGGAAUUGAAGAAGAUGGAGUUGUUGAAGCGAAGUAGGAGAGAUUGAAUGCAGAGAGAGCGAUGAUUAGGGAGAAGAUGUUCAGGUUGCAUAGGCACAAAUCGUCUACUAAAUCUGGAGAGAGAAUCGACUUCAACUUCUCCAACAUUCAGGCUCUUCAGGUACCCAAAGGAUGGGACAAGCUUUAUGUCUCUCUUCUCUCCACAGAAACGGGGAAAACUGUCAGCAAAUCAGGGAAAGCAUCAGUACGGAAUGGGACGUGUCGAUGGACAGAGACUUUGUCAGAGUCUGUCUGGAUUUCACAGGAUGAAGCUCCAAAGGAAUUUGAGCAAUACUUAUUCAAGCUAGUCGUUUCGAUGGGUUCAGCUAGAUCCAGUAUCCUUGGAGAGGCUACCAUUAAUCUGGCAGGUUACAUGAGUUCAAGAGCUUCUAUUCCUGUUUCAUUACCUUUGAAAAAGUGCAACCAUGGGACAAUUUUACAAGUUGAGAUUCAGUGCCUAACUCCAAGAACAAAAAGCAGAGAAGAAAAACAGAGACACACAAAUUCAUUUGCGGAAGAUGCAAAUUCAGAUCUUGAUGAUUUGGAAAAUAAAUCAGAGGUGUCUGAUUGUACAUUCACUAGGAGUGUUGGAUCUUCCUCUAGUAACCAUUUGGAUGGUACAUCUCAUCCAGGGGAUCUUGCUAGCAGGGAGACAAGUUUCUCAGCAUCAGGUAGCUUUGACUCAACAGAAGAUUCCUUAGGAAGGGAAAGCUUUUCUCCUCAAAGUAACAUAAGUGGGGUUGUACAACAUGUCAUUGGAAGGCAAGAUUCAGCUGGCUCGCAAUUUUGUGCACCUCAUGGCUCUCAUCCCGUCUAUGAUUCUCCCGGUUCAAACAACUCAUCUAAUAGUUCAGUGAACUCUGGUUCAGUAAGGCAUCUUCAGAAUCAAAGAGGAAACUAUGGACAAAUCUCACAUAUCACGUCACCAUUACGAAAUGCUGGUUCCUCUAUAAAUUAUCUGGAAACUGAAGAGGUCACAAUUGAAGAACUUCGGGCAGAAGCUGGGAUGUGGGAACGAAAUGCUCGGAAGUUAAUGCUUGAUCGGGAAUUAUUGAGUAAGGAAUUUGCUGACCAGUCAAAACAACUGACAAAUCUUGAUGUGGAGCUUUCUGCAUCACGUACAGAAUGUGAUGGGCUCAAGCAGGAAAUUGAACACUUAAAAGUCCUCUUAGAUGAAUCGAUGGAGAAACAAAAAGGUAUUGAGAAUUUGAAGAUUCAAUCCAAGGAUAUGGAUAAUAUUCAGAAAGUAUUGGAAGAUGAAAUCAAGUUUCAGAAAGAUUCGAACGAUGGUUUGGCUAUGCAGCUUAAGAAAACACAGGACUCAAACCUUGAGCUUGUUUCCAUCCUUCAGGAAAUGGAAGAGACAAUAGAGAAACAAAAGUUGGAGAUAGAGAACCUCACAGUGCUGAAAUCUAAAUUUGGUGAUUCAGGUAAAAAGUACAGUUUCAGGCCUGAGGACAAUGGAGAAGUAAAUCCAAGCGAGGAAGUUUCGGCAGAGAAAAUGAGGAAGGUCUCUUGUGAUUCAGAUUUGGAAGGUAGUCCUGUGGAACACCUGAUAACUGUUUCGUAUGCAGAGUUUGAACAAGAGGACUACUCAAAUUUAGAACUCCAGCUGCAACAGCUGCGAGAAUCACAAAAGAAUUUGGAAAGUACCAUUCUACAUCUAGAAAAAACACUGGAGGACAAAAAUCACGAGAUAAUAAUUGAACGAGACCUCAAGUGUCGAACUCUUCAGGAUUGUGAAGCGGAAUGGAGAUGUAAAUUAACUGUGAAAGAGGAGGAAAUCAUCAACUUGGAAGCAAAGUUAUCAAAAGCACUUGGCAACAGAGAUUCAACAGUAACGGAGUCUGAAAAUAGAGGUGAUCUCAAUCUGAUCGAAGAAAUUGAAGUUCUAAAAGAAAAGGUUCAGGAGCUUGAGAAAGAUUGCAAUGAGCUUACAGAUGAGAACUUGGAACUUCUGCUUAAGCUAAAAGAAGCCGGAAAGAAUCUACCAAUAAAUAGUGCCUCUGAAUCUGAUGUAAGAAAACUUAGGUACCAAAUAUGCCAGCUCAAACAGGAGAUAAAGAAUGAGGAAAUCCCUAUUGAACGAGUUGCCACCAAUCAUAUACGGAUUCAAAAUGUAGAUCUUGAACAUAAGUGUGCUGAAAUGGAACUCCAGUUGCUGUCUUUCAAGGAUGAAGCUUGUUAUCUUAAUGCUGAACUUCAAAAAUGUCAUUCUAAAACAGAAGAGCAGGAAAUUCAAAUUGCUGCACUGCAGCGACAGUUAGAAUAUUGCCAAGGGGAAAAAACUGGAAGUAAGGACAAUCCUGCAGAUAUUGGUACAAAGUUGGAGAACUCUGAAUCUCUAAAUGCCAUUGAUAAGUUUGAAUUGCUGCCUGCAUUAUUUGAACAGCUCCAACUUCUCUUAGUCAAUGUAAAGAAGCAACGGUAUACUCUUUAUUCACCUGUAGAUACUGAAUAUACAUAUGCUGCUAAUAAUUCAUUUAGUUUAUAUUGUAAAGAACUGACUACUCAAAAAGGACUGGAGGAAGCUGUAUUGGACAAUUUGGUCCAGCUGAACAAAUUAUUUGAAGCAAAGAUAGCUGUGUGUGAAGACAAUCUUCCAUGUACGGAAACAGUGAUCACAUCCACAAAUGCUAAUGAAAUCCAAAACAAACCAGAGGGUGAUAAUUUGGAGAAAAUUACCCUUUGUGCUUGUAGUGAAGGAAUCAGCAGUUCGAAUAAGGAAGUAAAAUCCAGAGUUGCAGAUCUGAGUAAGGAACUGUUGGCAAAAACUUCUCAGAUAGAAGAUCUUAAUGCUGACCUUUUGCUGAGGGAAGAAGAGAUCGAAGCUUUAAGGCAUCAUCAAAGGGACUUGGAAACUCAAAUUUCUGAUCUCCAAAAGAUAAAAGAACAGAUGGAAGGAAAUAUGGAAAUCAUGCAAAGAGAAAGAAGUGUCAUCUCUGAAUGUUUGGAUAAUUUGAAAAAUGAUUUGAUGGUGCUAAGCAGCAGUAUGGAAUCCAAAAUUUCAGACAACAAGGUCCUUGAGAGGAAAUCACUGGAGCUAGAAAGUACCAGAUGUGAAUUAGAGCAUCACUUGUCAGAACUAGAAGAAGAAAACUUAUGUUUAUCGGGACGGAUAGCUGGCUUGGAGGCUCAAUUAAGAUAUUUGACGGAGGCAAGGGAGGCAAGUCGUUUGGAACUGCAGCAUUCAGAAUCUCAUGUUUUGAAUCUUCAGGAUGAUAUAAGAAAAUUGGAAAAUGAAAUGGAGACUCAAAAGAUUAGUAUGAAACAGAAGACAGAGGACAUGCAAAACCGGUGGUUAGAGGCUCAAGAAGAGUGCGAUUAUCUGAAAAAAGCAAAUCCGAAAUUGCAAGCAACUGCAGAAAGUCUCAUUGAAGAAUGUAGUUCACUUCAAAAAUCCAAUAGAGAGCUAACAAAGAAAAAAAUUGAAUUGCAAGAGUGUUGUACUGUUUUGGAAGUGGAACUCAAGGUAUCGCGAAAUAAAUUCUUUAACUGCUUGGAAAAGAUUGAAGAUUUAGAUGCAAAAUUUUCUGCAAUUCUUGAGGAAAUUGCCUCAAAAGAGAAAAUUUGGAUUUCAGAACUGGAUGCUCUCCGCCAACAAAAUGAAGAAUAUAAAGAGAAACUUGUUGUCAAGGAUGGCUUGUUUACUCUAAUUUACUCGGAGAAGGCAGCUGAAGUUGAAAACCAUCAAGAGGUAGCAGACCUCACUGGUCAGAUUCCUGAAGCUGAUCUUGAAGAAGUCCAAGGAAAUUUUCAGUUGUCUCAGAAGAAGAUUGAGAUCACCCACAUGGACUGUGACAGAAAGAUACUAGAUCUGAUGAAUGAGCUUGCUGUUUCCAAAGAAAAUCAUGAAAUUCUGGUGGCUAACCAUGAAAAGCUACUGGGGUUGUUGGAAGAUGUCAGAUCUAAUGAAGACAAACUCAAAGGCACGAUUAAUAGUCUUGAAUCGAAACUAAAAUCAGCUGAACAUGAAAGGCUACAACUUACAGAAGAAAUUUCCGGCCUGAAAAUCCAAUUGCAGAAAAUUUCACCUCUUCAGGAUGAAGUUUUGGUUCUCAAGGGGUCGCUCUACGGGACAAAAUUUGAAAAUGAAAAACUGCAGACCUCAUUACAAUUUUUAUCUGGAGAUUAUGAAGAAUUGAAGACCGAGAGAAUCUCACUUCUUCAGAAAAUCUCAAGCAUGCAGAAGGCUACUUCUGAAUUGGAGAAUUGCAAACGCAGUAAAGACGCCUUGGAAGAAAAGAUGUUGCGGCUGGAAGGGGAUUUAACUGCAAGUCAAGCACAAUGCACCCAGGAUUCUGAGCUGAAAAAUGAGCUUGGUCGAAUUAAAAGACUGAAUAGCCAAUUUCUGUGGAAGAUAAAACAUGUUGAGGAGGAGAAGGAAGAGUGGCUCCAGAGAGCUCAAGCCCUUGAAGAGGAGCUGAAGCAGAAGAAAGAAGUAAAACAGGAACAAAUUGAGUCCAGAAGUAACCAUUUUGUUGAAGACCCAAGAUCCUGUGCUACAAAUACUUCUAUCAACCAGGAAUUGAAACUUUCAGAGAAAAAGGAAGAGGGUAACAUUGUCCAAUUAAGCAAAGAUCAAUCAGAAUCAUGUGUGAAGACUGAAAAUCAAGGAAUAGCUCUCCAUCAAAGACACGACAAUGAUGAACAAUAUGAUAAUACGGCAAGCUCUCCAAAGGCAGCAAUUGAUACAGCUUCUAGGAUACAAUUUCUUGAGAAUGAACUUGCCGAGGCUUUGGAGGCAAAUGACUUGUAUAAAGCACAGCUUAAGAGUUUGCUGGCUGAGGAGGUACAAAUUGGUCAAGCAAUCAACAAAGAAGAAGAAAAACAGAAAGCAGAUAAGCUGGAAGCCGAGUUAAGAGAGAUUAGUGAGCGCUAUUUGGACAUGAGUCUCAAAUAUGCAGAGGUAGAAGCUCAGCGGGAACAACUUGUGAUGAAGCUCAAGGCCGCCAAUAGUGGGAAGAAAUGGUUUUCAUAAAGACAGGAGGGAGGUUUUGGCUUUAUCUUCCCAAUAUCUUAGCAAUUUUCCACUCUAUUCUUCAUUUUUUUUUUUCUGUAGAGUUAUAGCUUCUAUUACAACUUGCACUUUUUACAAGUGAUAAAAGAAAAUAUAUCCCAUACAAGGCGGUGGAGGAGGAGGCAGCUCCUUACAUUAAAGGAGGUGAGAUGAAGAAAUGAACAUGUCUUUAUAUUUUUGGUCGGGGAAAGAGAUUAAAUGUUAGCUUAGCUUGUACCAAAUAUCCCAUACAAAAUUUAGUUAAAACAGAAAUAUAAUUUUUUUAAAGAUAAUAAUAAUCUGAUCACAGCCCCUUGUAAUUCCCUCUCCUAGUUCAGGUACAAUAGCAAAAGUGUGUUGAGACCGGAUCUUCUGAAGCAAUGGAUGAAUGGGCACGAAGCGUAUACUUUCAAUUAAAAAUUUUAAUAUGAGAAUAUAUAAUUUUUAA
Molecule: messenger RNA, 5596 nt
Organism: Camellia sinensis
Lineage: Eukaryota; Viridiplantae; Streptophyta; Magnoliopsida; Ericales; Theaceae
Source: RefSeq, a predicted model, not a curated record